Molecule: messenger RNA, 1383 nt
Organism: Raphanus sativus (radish)
Lineage: Eukaryota; Viridiplantae; Streptophyta; Magnoliopsida; Brassicales; Brassicaceae
Exons: 2
Coding region: 249-1085 (278 amino acids)
Source: RefSeq, a predicted model, not a curated record
GGAUGCACCAAUAAAAAAGAAAUUACGUACUUCCACUAAAACUCUUAUAUCUCUAGGGUUUUCUCUCAGACACGGAGUCCAAGACAGCCGCAUCUGAAGCUUCCUCCGCCAUGACGGCCGCAUCUGAAGCUUCCUCCGCCAUGAAGAUCUCUCCCUCGUGCAGCUCCUUCUCCUCCUGAAAGUUGUGGGCUCGUCCUCCGCCGUCACCACCCACACCGCGUGAAGUCCUCUUCGAUCUCUUUGUUUCCAUGGAGUCUCUAUUUGCUGUCUCAGUUUCUGCUUCCCCACCGCCCUCAGAGCCACCAGAUCCGGACCUCGAUGUAGCUUUUCCGGUGGAACCUCCUCCCCCUCCAGUCCCUCCCGACCCUCCGCCGGUUGUCUAUCUUUCCGUUUCUACUGUGUUUAUUGCUUCUUUGGCCGCUGUAACUCCCGUUGUCCGCUUCUCUGGGGAUUCCUGGAGGGCUUCUUCAAACGGCACCGCUGUUCACUUUGUUCCCUACCGCUGCGUCUCUCCUCCACCUUGCUUGAGAUCUGAUAGAAACAGCUCGCUAACCAUAGAUCUGCACCGGAAAUCCCAUCUCAUCCCACCGCAGCCACUUCCCGUUCCCUCCAUCCCCGAUGCUUUAGAUUUAUGCUUUUUUAACACCGAUGUUCGUGGGAUUCCACACCUAACACGGGUUAUAGAUCUGGUUCUUUGUCGAUUUGAAAGCUUGUAUUCACACCGCUCCUACUCCAUAUCUGCCGCCGUCAAGCUCACCUACGAUUCUGGUGGUCGGAUAUAUCUCGGUGAGGAUUCUCCCCGUGUUAUAUGUACCCUUCCGCUGCUCGUUAUCCAUAUCACACCGUAUUUGAAGGGUGAACCUCUACCGGACUCAUCCGCCGCCUCGUCCACUCUCGGCUGUCUCGUCUCCUCAGACUCUGAGUCCUUCUCUGUCCGACGGAGACCGACCCAGUCCAAACACGAGAUGGGCUUCAUCAAAUCCUAUUUGGACUUGGCAAACCCAACAUGGCUCACAUGCCCCCAUCUCCUGCUACUUGUUUCACAGCCCAUUUCAAAGUGGGGUGGCGGUCCGUUUGGGGCCUGAAGAUGCAACGGAUAUUGUCUCGAUGAUAUUCCGAGGUGCGGAUUGGAUCUUAACGUCACGAUUCAAAGUGACUAAAUCUCAAGUCUCCGGCGCUGUCGUGAUACUUGUUUCGACGCACUCGAGCAUUGCUUCGAGUUCGCUGUCAUUCUAUCUUAGAGGUUUCUCUACUUUUAUGUUGUAUGUUUUUGUGUUAGUCUUUGUUGGAGUUUGGUUAAAUUCCCUCUUUAUUUGUAGUUCGAAUGUUUGAAGUUUUAAUGGAAGUUGUGUUUCAAAAAAAAAAAGGAUGCACCAAAGAGAU